CUAUAUAAUAAUCAAUUCCACGCCCCCUCAAAAACCAAAAAACCUCUGUAUCCCUAAAAAUAUCUCUCAUUUUUUCACUUUCAUUCAAUUUAACUCUUUGUAUCGCUUAAUGGCUUUCGGAUUUACUUACAAUUCGCCUGUCGGAAAAUGGCUUGGCUUUGUCGCCGCUGUAUGGGUACAAGCCAUUUCCGGCAACAAUUACACUUUCUCUAACUAUUCCGAUGCACUAAAGUCCUUAAUGGCUUUAACUCAGCUUCAAUUAAACAACCUUUCUGUCGCUAAGGAUGUCGGAAAAGCUUUCGGAAUACUCGCCGGACUUGCUUCCGACAGGUUAUCAACUCCAGUUAUUCUUUUAAUUGGUGGAAUUGAAGGUUUUAUUGGUUAUGGUGUUCAAUGGUUAGUCGUUAGUGGUAUUAUUAAACCAUUACCAUACUGGAUCAUGUGUAUAUUUUUAUGCAUGGGUGGUAAUAGUACUACAUGGAUGAAUACUGCUAUUUUAGUUACGUGUAUAAGGAAUUUCAGGAAAAAUAGAGGACCUGUUACGGGAAUUUUAAAAGGUUAUGUGGGUUUAAGUACUGCUAUUUUCACUGAUAUUUGUUCAGCUUUAUUUGCAAGUGACCCCUCAACUUUUCUACUCCUGCUCGCUGUAGUCCCUUUUUCUGUUUGUUUAGCAGCGAUUGUGUUUCUACGUGAAAUUCCACCUUCCUCAACUUCCGUUGAAGAAAAAGAAGAAGUCAAAUACUUCGGUGUUAUUAACGUUAUUGCCGUUGUAAUAGCGGUUUAUUUGUUAAUAUUUGACAUUUCCGCCCCUCAUGGACGAAUUUUCUCACAAAUUUUUGCUGCUAUACUUUUAGUCCUGUUAGGUUCACCUUUGUUAAUUCCUAUUUACCUUAUGGUAAAAAAAUCUAUCCGUGGUAAUUCAGAGAACUUAGAUGUUGAAGGGAGUAAUAAUAUUGUAGAGCCGUUAUUACUGGGGGAAGAAACAGUUAAAAAGGAGGUUGUUGUAGUGGAGGAACAUGCGGUGGCAGUUGUGGAGGUGGAUGAGGAGAAGGAGCCACUUGUUAUUGGAGAAGAUCAUACUAUUUUCGAGGCGAUGAGGACUUUGGAUUUUUGGAUCUUGUUUGUUUCAUUUCUAUGUGGAGUGGGAACAGGUUUGACUGUGAUGAAUAAUUUGGGACAAAUGGGAUUAGCUUUGGGAUAUGUUGAUGUUUCUAUUUUCGUCUCACUUACCAGCAUUUGGGGAUUUUUUGGUCGUAUUGUUUCUGGCUCUGUUUCAGAAUACUUCAUCAAGAAAGCUGCAGUGCCAAGGCCAAUAUGGAAUGCGGCUUCACAGAUUCUGAUGGCUGUAGGAUACAUCUUACUGGCAAUGGCUAUGCCAGGAUCACUCUACAUUGGCUCGAUCGUCGUUGGAAUUUGCUAUGGUGUUCGUCUAGCUAUCUCUGUUCCAACUGCUUCCGAACUCUUUGGUCUCAAAUAUUAUGGUCUCAUUUAUAAUGUCCUAAUACUCAACCUUCCACUUGGCUCAUUUCUCUUCUCCGGUUUGCUUGCGGGUCUGUUGUAUGACUCGCAGGCUACAAAGACAGCUGGUGGUGGCAACACUUGUGUUGGCGCUCACUGCUACAGGCUUGUGUUUAUAGUUAUGUCUAUAGCUUGCAUCGUCGGGUUCGCGCUGGAUAUUUUGCUAACGAUUAGAACCAAGAACUUAUAUGCUAGGAUUUAUGCAAGCAGGAAAGCAAAGAAGACUAGUACUGUAUUGUCUUAAUGAAUAUGGUUGAUUCUCUUUGGGUACUUCUUGUUGUGAGGGCAAAUGGGAGGAUUGAUAGGUAAAUGUUAAUUACCUGAUGAUACCCUUACACUUGCUUGUGCAAUUUUGAAAAUUCAUUGUGUUUGAUUAGUGAGAAUUCGUUACUUGUAUUGAGUAAAUAUGAAUUCUUUGUACGA
This is a messenger RNA of Lycium ferocissimum, 1941 nucleotides long. RefSeq names its product protein NUCLEAR FUSION DEFECTIVE 4-like. The transcript has 2 exons. Bases 110 to 1762 code for a protein of 550 amino acids. The record is from RefSeq and is a predicted model, not a curated record. Lineage: Eukaryota; Viridiplantae; Streptophyta; Magnoliopsida; Solanales; Solanaceae. Gene Ontology annotation, cellular component: membrane.